This is a messenger RNA of Pundamilia nyererei, 1568 nucleotides long. Its product is annotated as acetylcholinesterase. Gene Ontology annotation, biological process: choline metabolic process; acetylcholine catabolic process. Lineage: Eukaryota; Metazoa; Chordata; Actinopteri; Cichliformes; Cichlidae. Gene Ontology annotation, cellular component: plasma membrane. The annotation marks the transcript as partial. The record is from RefSeq and is a predicted model, not a curated record. Gene Ontology annotation, molecular function: acetylcholinesterase activity. The transcript has 4 exons.
AACUAAACAACUUUCUCUCUUCCUUCUGCAGGUACUUCUAAGUUCUGGUAACUUUGCAAAGAAAGAUGUGAUGUUUGGUUUAAAUAAGGAUGAAGGGACAUAUUUUGCUGUUUAUGCAGUCCCUGGAUUUAAUAACACCGGUCAGAGUCUCAUCACUAGAAAGGAAUUCUUGGCAGGAGUGACGCUUGCAAUGGAUACUGCGAGUGAUGUCAUGAGAGAUGCAGCCAUUUUCCAUUACACGGAUUGGACAGAUGUGGACAACAGGGUGAAAAACCGUGACUCUGUAUGUAGUCUUGUUGGAGAUCAAAUGUUCAUUUGUCCAGUGCUCGACUUUGCUCACAGGCUCUCUCAACAUGGUGGUAAGCCUUUUGUAUAUUUAUUUGAUCACCACUCAUCAGUCAAUCCCUGGCCAGAGUGGAUGGGUGCUAUGCAUGGGUAUGAGAUAGAAUUUGUAUUCGGAAUGCCUCUGAAUGCAUCUCUGGGAUACACAAAGGAGGAAGUUAAUAUGACCAAGAAGUUUAUGAAACACUGGGCCAACUUUGCUCGUACAGGAAAUCCAGGCCUUGAGGGAGCUAAGUGGCCUGUGUUUACUGUUCAAGAGCAGAAGUAUGUCACACUGAAUUAUAAACAUCCAGAAGAAAAGACAAUGAUGAAAGCCAAAGAAUGUCAGCUCUGGAGCAAAUUUAUCCCAAAAGUCCAAAGCGUGUCAGAUAAACUGGUGUCUUGUCAUAAUGCAAGUGGGAUUAUACUCCACUGUAAUUAUUUGUUCCUGCUCAUGUUAUUGGCUAUAACUUUAACCUACUGAUGGACUGAAGAGGCCUGUCUUCUACAAAGUUGAAGUCUGGUAAAUGUAAAUUUACCAGACAGAAAGGAGACGUGGCGUGUGUCGGUGCCUGUUGUGCCAAUAUAUCAGAGUCCCAGUAAAGCAUUGUUAAUUGUUAAUCCAGCUGUGCAUAACAUAUAUAAAAAAAGAUGAACAAAGAUGUAAACACAAAGUCACAAAAGGAUGGUAAAAGUCAGGCCUAGAUUUCCCUUUGAAUUACACUUGGUAAUACGCCUAAUUCAAAUUGCUUAACAAUUACAGAUAGAGUUGCUCUUUCUAAAGCAAUAAAACAUAAUCAUCAAUCAAAAUUAUCACUGUAUUUGACAAAAAAUGUAUUCCUCUUUCAGUUAUACAUAAUUUUUUUGUAUGCAUGCACUGUUGUAUUUACUCUCAGACAGUGAAUUCUCAGUAACUCAAUGAUGUCAAUAAAGGGUUGAACUGUUAUGAAGAAAAAACUUUUGACAUUUAAACAAUUGUAUGCAGAAAGUCUCAUCAUUCGAUGUGAACAGGAUGAACAUAUGGAUAUGGUACAUAUGUCCAAUAGAGGAUGCUGACAGCUAAUGUGAGCAGGUUGAAGGAUGACCCUGUGACCCUUUACCACUGGUCUUCCAAUUCAAAAUAAUGUCUGGGAUCUGCACCGGAGUGCAUGGACUGCACAGGCAGUCACCUUUGACAUGGGGCAUUGGGCUCAAGUCAUUUAACUAUUCCAUUAAAAAAAAAAAAAAAACAUUUAACAAUAAAUUAA